ACCCACCCGCCACGCCCGGGGAAGGCGGCGGGGCCGGCCCCGCGCUCCGCCCGGGGAAGGGCGGGAGGCGUCCCGGGGCCGGGGCCGUGGCCGGUGCCCGCGGCAUGGCAGGGCUGUCCGGCGCCGCGCGGACCCGGAGCGGCUCCCCGGGCUCCUCCGCCGCCCUGCCCGCCCUGGACGGCGCCUUCCUCCGCUCGCCGCUCGGGGGGCUGAUGGGGGCCCAAGCCGUGCUCGGCUUACUGGUGUGGGCUCUCAUUGCCGACACAACGUACCACCUCCACGCGGCAUACGGCUGGGUGAUGUUUGUGUCCAUCUUCUUCUGGAUAGUAACAGUCCUUUUCUUUGUGACUUACCUCCUGCAGCUUCAGCUGAGGUUCUACCUGAUCCCCUGGCCCCUUGUGCUGAUGAUCUUCAAUGCUGUAGCGACCGUCCUGUACAUCACCGCCUUCGUAACGUGUGCGGCUGCCGUCCAGCCUACAUCCUGGCGGCAGUGGGAUUACAACCGGAGAGCUGCGGCGUCCUUCUUUGCCGGUCUCACGAUGAUCGCUUACGGGGCGAGCACCUUCUUCAGCUUCCGUGCCUGGAAAGGGUUCGGCAGCAAUGCGGCCACCAGCCAAGUGACUGACCACAUGUAAGGAGUGGACAACAAAGCCCAGCCACGGGCCACCCUGGGUCAGCUCACGCCGGGCUCAGUGGCCCAGAGCCUCGCGUGCCACCGGGUCUUAUUCUUGGACCAGCCUGCACUGGCAGCGAUGGUCAGAACCAGGUUGCGUGGACGCUGCUCUGUGGUCUCUGAUGAUGCUUCCAGCUGAUGUACCCACAGCAGAAACCCACCGGCGGUGUCACCGACAGCCUUACCAGGAGGACACAGACUCCCUGGAGGCUGAAGCUCCUGCUUGUCCUUGGGGUUCAUCCAGAUCCUCACCGGAACAGCUCUGCUGAGGGGGCUCAGCCAAUUUGGCACACUGCAAUACUAAAACUCACUAAACCAAGCCCAGGAUUGUGUGCCUGGUCAUUCGUAGCUGCAGUGUAAGUAAUUGCAAUUAACAUGAUACAUAAACAGCAGCAUAGCUGGAGGAUGUAGGCUAAGCAAAGGAAAAAGUCUAAACUCUUCCUGUAUUGAUUUCUAAAAACGUGAAGCAAGAAUUUUAUGCUUUAAAUAAAAAUCUUCCUAAAUCCA
This is a messenger RNA of Harpia harpyja (harpy eagle), 1180 nucleotides long. It is a transcript of the gene PLLP, whose product is annotated as plasmolipin. Bases 105 to 635 code for a protein of 176 amino acids. Gene Ontology annotation, molecular function: structural constituent of myelin sheath. NCBI's taxonomy places the organism in Eukaryota, Metazoa, Chordata, Aves, Accipitriformes, Accipitridae. Gene Ontology annotation, biological process: myelination. Gene Ontology annotation, cellular component: membrane. The record is from RefSeq and is a predicted model, not a curated record. The transcript has 4 exons.